AUGGGAGAUUUCAACACCAAGAUUGGAAGUAAUAAAGAUCAUGUAGCAUGUGGAAACUUUGGUUUAGGAGAAACUAAAGAAAGGGGCGAAAUGAUACUAGACUGGAUGGAAAACAAUAACCUGAUAGCUAUGGACACAUGCUUCCGGCACAGAUUGAAAGAGAAAGUCACGUGGGUAUCGCCAGAUGGCAGAUAUAUGAACAUGAUCGACUUUAUCAUAAUUAGAAGAAUAGAGAGAGUAGAGGUUAGAGACUGUAGAUCACUAGUGAGUGCUGACUGUGACUCGGACCAUCAUAUGAAAUCCCCAGCUACCAAACCAUGGAUUGCCAACGAAUGCUGGAGACUUAUCCAGAAACGCAAAAAAGAAAGAAAAAGAACCCAAAUGGAGAAAGCCACCGAACAGCAGCUGAGAGGGCAAAGAAGGCCUUGA
Penaeus monodon (black tiger shrimp) is the source of this 429-nucleotide messenger RNA. RefSeq names its product craniofacial development protein 2-like. The record is from RefSeq and is a predicted model, not a curated record. The transcript is spliced from 2 exons. Bases 1 to 429 code for a protein of 142 amino acids. Lineage: Eukaryota; Metazoa; Arthropoda; Malacostraca; Decapoda; Penaeidae.